AUGCUUCCGCAACUGCAGGCUCACCCAGCCGGGGCGACGCGUGUGUGUGUGGGCGCCUCACAUGUCUUGACGGGCGGCGUGGACGGCGUUGUGGCGCUUUACCCACAGAAGCGAUGGCCGUCCUGCCAUCAUCUUUGGGCCCGCCAGUGUCACGAUGGAGCUGUCACCUACGUUGUGCUGCAUGCUGCGUUGGAGUUGGCGCUCUCUUGCGGCCGUGACGGCAAAGUUAUUCUGCACGAGAAUGUGCUUUCCACCUCCACCUCUACCUCACGCGUCAUCUGCCGCGUGACGGGUGAAGUUCGCUGCGUUUUGUUUGACGCGGAGCGACAACGCGUGUUUGUCGCCGGCGACUCCCUGCGCUGUCUGCAGAUGUCCCCGAGCGGCUGCAGUGUCCAGACGUUGGCGAUGAAUGUCCCCCAUCCGCUGGUCAGCCUUGCCCUCUCGCCGUGCGGGAACCUUAUUGCCGUGGCAUCCGCGAGCGGAGCUGUAGGCGUUGUGUCUGCCUGGUCCUCCAGCAACUCCCAGGCUUCAUCGUUGUCGCAAACGGAAACUGCGCCAGAGCAGCAGGCGGCGGUGGAACGGCUCAGGAAUGUAAGUCUCAUGCUUCAAAAUGUUCUCUCCCCGACGGCGAAGCGGGACGACACCGUCGCCUACCGACUGUGCUGGGGCCGCGACGGGGAAGGCUCUCUGUUGCUGCUUGUCCCCGGUGUGGCGGAGUUCCGCGUGCUGCGGCUAGAGGAGGCCACAACACCGCCGUACAAACACCGCCUCCGGCACGUGGCUGGGAUUGACAGUUUUGGCAUGACAGACCUGCUGGGCGCCACGUGCUACGCCCUUUCCACCAAUAUCCUAUGUGUGGUGCUUGCCGGCACCACCGGCAUUGUCGUCGCGAAGAUGGAUGUCCGCAAGUGGGGCGUGACGCGUCUGCAGGGGCAGAGCUGCACGGAAGUGACGGAUGCCCAUGCGGAUGCGGCGAGCGGUGAUGUUGUUGUUGGGACGAGGGACGGCACUGUCACCUACCUGCGACGGGUGGCGCCAAAGGCGUUGGCCGCGAAGAGGAUUGCGGACACUGGCGCUUUACCCACGGCCAACGGCGUCGAUGGGUCCGUGAAGAAGAGGCAAAGGGAGGUGCUCUUAGACGGCAGCAGCAGCGUCAGAGGAGCUGACACAGGCAAGAAGAGGCAUUUCGACAAGACUCAAAAGAAGCCUGCAAAAGAUAACGAUGAUGAUAUUAUCGGUGAUAGCAGCAGUGGCGACGAGGAGGUUGGUGAUAGUGAUGAUGACAGUGGGUCUCAUUCCGCUUCCUCGUCCGCUUUGAUCGCUAAGGAAGACUUCCGGCAGGUGGUGGAUGACUUGAAGCGCACCAACCCACACUACAAGGACGACAGCAGCGAGGAGGAGCGACCCUCGCGGUGGCGGAAGCAGAACCCCAAAGAGGCACUUAUAGCUGCUGAGGAGGAGUGCCGUAAACACCGAUCCGUAUUUCUUGACGACGAGGCAGAGGAGUCGUCGGAUAACGCCAGUGACGGUGAUGACACCAUGGAGAGGGGGGAGGGCUACCGUCGUGGUGGCCGUGGCGUAGACGAUGGGGGAUCUUUGGUGGCGACAGAUACAAACAGUUCAUUGGCGUCAUCGCAUUCACUGAAUGAUGUGUCGAUGCAAGCAGCAACUGCAGCUGGAGGCGGGGGUGCGACGACUGUGUUUGACUAUUCCUUUCAAAUUGGUGCAACUCCUGUGGGGGAGGAGGGGAGUUGCUACUUGGCGUACAACUCGGUGGGCUACAUUCACAGCACCGCUGAGGGCACCACAAUUCACUUCCAUGACAUGUCUAUUCAGGCUGUGCGUAUCUUGGAGCGGGGCACUAUUUUGUUGGCUGCAUUGAGUCCUGUGGGGGCCGCCUUUGUGUUGGCGCAGGACGCUGACAUGGACAGCGUGGACGAUACGCCGCGACUGACUUUGUACUACCGCACAUUUGUCGCUAUUGGGGCGCAAUCGGAUUGGCGUGUGCGAUUGUACCCAGGCGAGACGGUUCGGUGCCUUACGGUCGGUAUCCGCUACACGGCGGUCGCCACAAGCCGGUAUCUACGUCUUUUUUCCCUUUCUGGGCUUGAGAUCGCCGUGCUCAGCCUCUUCCCUCGCAUUGUCACGAUGGUGGGAACCAACAGCAGCAAGAUUAUGCACUCCUUCAAAGCCGACUUUGAUCCCCUCGCGGUGUGCUACUUGGAGGGCGGUGGGGAGAUGCGGCUGCAGGUGCUCGAUGUGGGCUCUCGCUCUGUGGUGUUGCCGUCUGUAGUUGUUCCUCUCACAACGCAGCCGGACGGGAGACCGCACCAGCUGCAGUGGAUGGGGUGGUCCGAGGACGGCCCGCUGCAUGUCGCCGACACCGCGGGCGUGCUACGCAUGUUCACGCUCAACUGGGGAGGGAGUUGGCUGCCAGUGCUGGACCCGCAGUGCAUGACGGAUCAGACGUACAAUCUGUGGAUAUGGGGCGUCAGCGAUGAGGCGGUAUUUGCGUACCGCUCAUGCAAGAGCGACCCGCCGUACCCUGUCGCCAUCGCCAGUGGCCUACCCACAGAGCACGUGCGCCUGUUUUUGCCACUCACCCGCUUUGGCACGGAGAAGGAUAUGGUGACAUGGGACCACCUGCUGCGACGCGAGGUGCGUACCGACGAGGUGAAGCGGCGCAGCAGCUUUUACACCGCCGUUAUCGCCAAACACGACGCGCUGCAUGACAGAAAAAUUAUUGAACUUUUUAAAACCACACUACAAGAACAACAGACGACCCGCGCCCUCGACCUCGCGACCCAGCUUGAGCUGCGAGACAACAUUGAGGUAUGCGCCAAGGAGGCCAACGCGCAGGGGCAUGGGCAGCUGGUGCAGAAGCUACUCGCGCUGCUGGAGGUGCGGAUGAAGGCGAAGAAGAGGCGUCGCUGCACCUUGCCGCUUGAAGGCUCCGUCGUUAGUGAGCGAGAGCGGGACAUGCUGCUGCGGAAGCUGCUGGCGAAGGAAAAUCCCGCGGCGGUAGCAGCGGCAGCGACCGCCACGGUGGGCAAUGCCUACACAGGGGAGCCACAGCCAGUAGCGACAACGGCGGUAGUGGAGGCGAGUGGGCGCGUCUCGCAAGCGGCUGCGGUCGUCACCCCCGCGGUGACACCAGAGCGACGGCCAGCUGCUGGUGACGCUCCCAUUGCAACCACCACCGCCGCCGCGGGUGUAUCGAGACGGCAUGUGACAUUUACGGAUCAGGUGGGGCCGUCACCUACAAAGCGGCCGGCGGAAGUCACGACCACCACGCCGCCAAGGAACGUCCUGGAAAGGGGGAUGAAGAGCAGCAGCCCUCAGCAGCAGGGUCCAGCGAUAAGCACGCCAACCCGCACGAAGCCACAGAACCCGUUCAGCAAACCUGCCAAGACGACGAUGAUAGCAUUGACGAAGGCGCCGUCGGCCCAGCCACCACUGGGCAGUCGCUCUACGUCGUGUUUGGUGCUUGGCGACUCGCAGUCGUCGAUUGAUCUCGACUCGGUAGAGGGGCUAGAAAAGCAGCAGAAGCAGCAGUCGUUGCUUCCAGUGGGGAGUCCGCCAAGGCAGCGCGCCAACACGAAGGUGACCUCACCAGAGCCAUUGCCCGCCACCACAUCCAGCAACGGUAGCGGUGGCAAGGGAGGCGGCCCCACAAAUGGCGGCAAGAAGGUGUCGCCGCCUGUGAUGGACGCCGCCAAUGAACCCCGGCGCACUGCCGUCAACCUUUUCUGCCCGAAGGCGCUGCCUGAUGGCCGUCCCGCGGCGCUGCUGGCAGCCGCAGACACGACGGCGGGUGCCGUGGUGGACCCAUUCCUUGACCAGUCCGAGAACAGCACCCCGGUCACUCUCGAGGCGCUGCUAGUGGAUGUGGGCCACGAGACCUCGCAGGUCGGCGCCCCUCGCAGCGUCUCAUUCGGGGAAGCGCUGCGGAAACGAUACCUCGAGGAGGAAGAAGAUGACGACGUGGACGGCGGUGACGGCGUGACGGAUCUGGCGUUGCCGCGUAUGGCGCAUUAA
Molecule: messenger RNA, 4038 nt
Organism: Trypanosoma rangeli
Lineage: Eukaryota; Euglenozoa; Kinetoplastea; Trypanosomatida; Trypanosomatidae
Exons: 1
Coding region: 1-4038 (1345 amino acids)
Biological process (GO): DNA-templated DNA replication; DNA repair; mitotic cell cycle
Cellular component (GO): nuclear replication fork
Molecular function (GO): protein binding; chromatin binding
Source: RefSeq, a predicted model, not a curated record